AUGGGAAUCGAUAUUCCUGGGGGCUACACCAGAAUAGAGACACCUCAAAUGGUAGUCAUAACAUUUGAUGACGCCAGCAAUUGGGAGAAUUGGGAUUAUUACCGCUAUCUUUUCCCGCUAGAUGGGAGUCGUGUGAAUCCAAACGGGUGUCCGAUCGCCAUGACGGUCUUCGUGUCAAAUAAUUAUACAGAACUUCACGCCCGGGGAAUGGAAAUAGCCGAUCACAGCUACACUCACAAGAAUUAUAGAACCAAUCGAGCCCCCUACCACGUCAACCUCCACUCGUCAUGGUUUAAGCAGGAUUUUAAUCUUAAGGCUAUGGAUAAAUUUAUCCAACAUCUGCUGACGAUGGAUGACGUGUACAUCACAACCGUUACCAAGACUUUAGAGUGGGUCAAACAUCCGACUCCAUUAUCACAACUAAAGGACUUCGACCCGUGGAAAUGUAAUUACAAGUCGAAUCAAGAGGAUGACGCCAUUUGCUGGGUGGAAACGUAA
Messenger RNA from Patella vulgata (common limpet), 498 nucleotides. RefSeq names its product chitin deacetylase 1-like. Gene Ontology annotation, biological process: carbohydrate metabolic process. The record is from RefSeq and is a predicted model, not a curated record. NCBI's taxonomy places the organism in Eukaryota, Metazoa, Mollusca, Gastropoda, Patellidae.